AUGUCUUCAGUACAAAAGUCAGGCGCGCGGCGCCAUUCAUUCGCGUCCUUUGCCGGGACUGCGUCUGAGCAUCACCACAAAAAGAUUCCAAAUUGCGAGACGAGCCAUCCAGACAAUCCGAUUCCGGUUGAGCCCAAGACAAUGCCAUUGUACAACCUUCCACCUACUUCACGAUCACAAUUCGCCUCGAUGAUCGUUAGUCCACGAUCAAGUGUGGAGAGCUUGCGGCUAGCCACAGACAACGACACCAACAAUAGCGAUUCUGAUGCACCUUUGACACCAUUGAGCAGCAGUGAGCCACUAGAUGAAUUGACCGACAAGUUCCGUUCACUGCCACUUGCACAACCGAAGCCAGUAGCGGCCAAGAAGAGGAGGGCAAGCACGACAUAUGCCUCAAAUGCUGAAGACAUUCGAAGAAUCAUCGGGACAGGCAGCGGUACCAAAUUCCUACAAAAAUAUUGCUGUGGAGAAGGGUGUUGCAUGGUGGAAACACUCCCCUUACAUGGCGAAGAUCCAGGCUUCGCACCCAUUCGAGAGCCUGCCAACGCUGCAUAUCGCUUCCUUGGACUCAACCUCCGAGGUCUAUCUCACAAGUCGAUAUUGACCAAGAUUGCGGAUUGUGCGCCACCCAAGGUCAGCUUCGUCCCCGUGCGGAGGGAGUCGAUCGAGAAAAAAUUUCCGGCAGAGGCCAAACAUAGACAUGAUGCCGACUACGUCAACAAGGUCGCUCCCGAAUAUAUGAAACCACAUCCCCCAUACAACAUCUUCAGUGCACCACUCUAUGGAGCGCGAGAAUUGACCAAACCGGGCGCCGAGAAGCGAACUUUUCACUUCGAUGUCGACGUCACCGACUACCCGGCCGAGGGCGGUGUGGAUUUCAAAGUUGGUGGCGCUAUUGGAGUUUGCCCACCAAACGAUCCUGCUGUGGUUCAAGAUAUCAUGGACCAACUUGGAAUCCCACGUUUUCAGCGUGAUAAGCCGUUGCGCGUUGUCACCACGGGAGGACGAUGGCCGACUAUUUGGGGUGAUGAGGAAGCUCGUGAACUCAUCACAACCAAGCGUGAGAUUCUCACCUGGACCGUCGAUAUCACUUCUCAAGCUCCCACCAAACCUCUGAUUCGUCUACUUGCCGAGCACGCCAGCGACACCACUGAGCGUCAAAUUCUAUUAUAUAUUUGUAGCGCUCAGGGUCAGGCUGCUUUUUGCGAUCUCCGGACAGGCCCACACAUCACAUUGCAACAACUCUUACAUGCAUUCCCCUCUUCAAAGCCGCCCCUUGAGGACCUCUGCGGCGUUUUGAACCAACUCAUGCCGCGCUUCUACUCCCUUUCCAAUGAUCCGCACGUUUCCUCUGCGCGAGAGGGUCUUGCUGGUCGGCGGUUGGUUGAGAUCGCCGUGACCAUCCACGAGACGCCUUCCUUUACAGGCUCAAACCGAACUGGUGUAGGAUCUGGAUUUAUGGAACGACUCGCGGCCAAAUUCAUCGCUGCGGAAGAAGAGGCAUCCCACGACUCGUCCGCACCCGCCAGUGGCGUGGCCGGUCGUGCUCUCGACCUCCGAGUUCCGAUGUUCCGCGGUCUGAUGUCCAAUCCACUUUCUCGGGAAUUUGCCAGCGACGGUCCCAUGGUCCUCAUCGGCGCCGGUGUCGGUAUGGCGCCCUUCCGCGGCUUCAUCCUUAAUCGAUUGAAGAACGCCAACUGCGCCAACAAGAUCUGGCUCAUCCAAGGCAUCCGUGAUUCCAAACUCGACGAAAUCUACCGCGGCGAGCUCGGCGCCCACGAGAUGGAUAUCAAAAAGGUCGUCCAAUCCCGCGCCACAGCUGAGCCUACCAUUGAGCCUCAGCCCGAUGUCGUCGCCAAAUACGUCCAGGACGAAGUCCGCCUACAGGCGGACAUCGUUUGGUUCGUCAUCAAUGCGCCAGAUGGUCGAAUCUUUGUCUGUGGCUCAACACGAGGCAUGGGCGAGGGUGUUGAACAGGCGCUGGUUGACGUUGCGAUGGACAAAGGUGGUCUGGACGCUGCUACUGCCCGGGACUUCUGGGAGGGAAAGAAGAAAGCGGGGCAGUACAUUGCCGAGACAUGGUAGAGGAAGUCAAAGUGGAGUGGGGUCUCUCGUAAUGACGAGGAAAUCUGCUCGAAAUUUUUGUUUUCGGUUUGCUGGUUGGAUCCGAAUCGCUUGGAGGGACAUGAUCGCAUUGAUCUUGCUCAUUUUGGUUCUUUGCACAUACGAAAAGUUCGCUCAGGGAGGAACUGUCUUUGGUCGAUUUGAACCUGGUUUUACUUGGGAUGGGCGGGCGUUUUGUGUUUAUUUUCCUAUCUACUCUUGCGGGAUAGAGCAGUCUCUCGUCUUUCAGCAUAUUACCAGAUCUCUGGUUCGAAAUUAUACGAUCUUGAAUUGAACAUGUGCUCAUGGCAAGAUGGGACAAACGAUAGAUAUAUACACACGAUCUGUUUUGCAAGCGUUGGUCUACUGCC
Dissoconium aciculare CBS 342.82 is the source of this 2474-nucleotide messenger RNA. RefSeq lists its product as uncharacterized. Gene Ontology annotation, biological process: homocysteine metabolic process. Gene Ontology annotation, cellular component: cytosol. The transcript has 2 exons. The coding region runs from base 1 to 2085 and encodes 694 amino acids. Lineage: Eukaryota; Fungi; Ascomycota; Dothideomycetes; Mycosphaerellales; Dissoconiaceae. Gene Ontology annotation, molecular function: FMN binding; [methionine synthase] reductase (NADPH) activity; flavin adenine dinucleotide binding. The record is from RefSeq and is a predicted model, not a curated record.